Molecule: messenger RNA, 2346 nt
Organism: Thamnophis elegans (Western terrestrial garter snake)
Lineage: Eukaryota; Metazoa; Chordata; Lepidosauria; Squamata; Natricidae
Gene: SPATA20
Product: spermatogenesis associated 20
Exons: 16
Coding region: 1-2346 (781 amino acids)
Biological process (GO): carbohydrate metabolic process
Source: RefSeq, a predicted model, not a curated record
AUGAUCUCCGCCCCCGUCGCGCUUUGGCGCCGCACAAGCUGUAGCCUGCUGCUCCGCCGCCGGCCCGGGCAGAAGCGGACCCCCUGGACGCGCAGGACGAUCUUUCUGAGGACGACCUCAAGCAUGGCCACAGGGGGGAAAGGCAGCCAGACCAGCAACAAUCUCUAUACUAACCGGCUCAUCCAUGAGAAAUCUCCUUACCUCCUUCAACAUGCUCAUAACCCUGUUGACUGGUAUCCAUGGGGCCAGGAAGCCUUUGAUAAGGCAAAGCGAGAGGACAAGUUAAUAUUUCUGUCAGUUGGCUAUUCAACUUGCCACUGGUGUCAUGUUAUGGAACAAGAAUCCUUUCAGAAUGAAGAAAUUGGUCAUAUUUUGAAUGAGAAUUUUGUGUGCAUCAAGGUGGAUCGUGAAGAACGUCCAGAUGUUGAUAAAGUUUACAUGACCUUUGUGCAGGCAACCAGCAGCGGAGGUGGUUGGCCAAUGAGUGUAUGGUUGACUCCUGAUCUCAAACCAUUUGUAGGUGGAACUUAUUUCCCACCUGAAGAUGGAAUUUAUCAGGUUGGCUUUCGGACUGUUCUGCUUCGCAUCCUAGAGCAGUGGAAACGGAACAAAAGUACCCUUUUGGAAAACAGCCAGAAAAUCUUAUCUGCACUGUUAGCUAGGACUGAUGUUGGCGUUCGAGGGGAUGAAGCACCCCCUUCCUUAAAAGAAGUGACAACCCGAUGUUUCCAACAACUAUCAGAGACUUAUGAUGAAGAAUAUGGUGGAUUCUCAGAAUCUCCCAAAUUCCCUACCCCAGUUAAUUUGAAUUUUCUCUUCUCCUAUUGGGCUCUUCAACGGUCAAACACUGAAGGAGCACGAGCACUUCAGAUGGCCCUGCAUACACUCAAGAUGAUGGCAUAUGGUGGUAUUCAUGAUCAUAUUGCACAGGGGUUUCAUCGCUACUCAACUGACCAACGUUGGCAGGUCCCUCAUUUUGAAAAGAUGCUGUAUGAUCAGGGUCAGCUGGCGGUAGUUUACGCCAGGGCAUUUCAGAUUUCUGGUGAUGAAUUCUUUGCAGACACGGCAGCAGAUAUUUUGCUUUAUGUUUCUCGGGAUCUGAGUGACACUUCAGGAGGGUUCUACAGUGCAGAGGAUGCCGAUUCAUAUGCUACAGUCCAAUCAGAGAAAAAGCAAGAGGGUGCAUUUUGCGUAUGGACAGCUGAAGAGAUUCGACAGCUCCUGCCAGACCCAGUUGAAGGGAUCCAAGAGGAAAAAAUUGUGGCAGAUGUUUUCAUGCAUCACUAUGGAAUGAAGGAAGAUGGCAAUGUGAAUCCAAUGAAGGACCCUCACAAUGAAUUAAAAAGAAAAAAUGUUCUGAUAAUGCAAUAUUCCCUGGAACUUACAGCUGCCCGAUUUGGACUGGGGCUGGAAGAGUUGAAGACGUUGCUAGUUAAAAGUAGGCAGAAACUAUAUAAGGCACGAACUCAGAGGCCACGGCCCCAUCUGGACAGCAAGAUGCUGGCAUCCUGGAAUGGACUGAUGAUCUCUGGCUUUGCUCAGUGUGGAACCAUCUUAGGCAAGAAAGAAUACAUUGACCGAGCUGUAUGUGCAGCUUCCUUCCUGCAAAACCACAUGUUUAAUGCCAGCAGUGGAAAGCUCCUAAGAACUUGUUACCAAGGACAAGGCAACACAGUGACCCACAGUUCUGUGCCUAUCCAUGGAUACUUAGAGGACUAUGUCUUUGUAAUCCAAGCACUCUUUGAUCUAUAUGAAGCCACACUGAACCCUAGCUGGUUGGAAUGGGCUGUGCAGCUUCAGCAAAAACAAGAUGAACUCUUUUGGGAUCCGAAAGGUUUUGCCUAUUUCUCCACAGAAGCUGCUGAUCCUUCCUUGCUCUUUCGCAUAAAGGAUGAUCAAGAUGGUGCAGAACCCAGCCCCAACUCUGUUGCAGUUUCUAAUCUGCUCCGGGCAGCGAGCUAUACUGACUGUGAAGAAUGGGUGAAGAAAGCUGGGCAGAUCCUAACUGUCUUCUCAGAGAGACUUGUGAAGAUUCCUGUUGUCCUCCCUGAGAUGGCUCGAGCCACUGCUGCAUUUUAUCUGACACUCAAACAGGUUGUCAUUUGUGGUGAUCUAAAAGGAGAAGAUACCCAAGAGCUACUGCACUGUUACUAUUCUACUUACACACCUAAUAGGGUGCUGAUUCUUGCUGAUGGGGAUACAACAGGAUUCCUCUACCAUCAGCUUGGUUUCCUCUCCUCUCUGGAAAAGAAAGAUGGAAAAGCUACUGCUUACGUCUGUGAAAAUUUUACCUGCUCACUACCUGUCACCUCCAGUCAGGAACUACGUCGCAGGUUGCUGUCCUAA